AUGACUUUUAUGCGAGUGGCCGCGCGGCGUCUGCCGCUCACGAAGCGAUUUGUUCCUGGAGUCCAGUCACCACUUCAGCAACGAUUUGCUUCAGUAUCAUCAGGAACCCAAACAGCGAAGGCUUCUGAAGAUGUCAGGGCUCAGGCAACAAAAGGGGCAACCCUGCCUGCCCCAGAUCCUGCGGCGGAUUCGGCAACAGUGGCAUUCAUCAAAGAGCGCACACCUUACAUGGUCCCUACCUACGUGCGACCAGCCCCUAUAAUGAUCAAAGGACAGGGAUGUUACCUUUGGGAUAUGGAGAACAGGCGGUAUCUUGAUCUAACGGCCGGUAUCGCCGUCAACUCGCUCGGUCACUGCGAUUCGGAGAUUGCGAAAAUUAUCGCAGAGCAGGCCGAAACACUCAUUCAUGCCUCGAACUUGUACCACAACGCUUGGACUGGUGCUCUCAGCAAGCUGCUGAUUGAGCUGACCCGCGAGUCCGGUGCCAUGCGCGACGCAUCUCAGGUUUUCAUCUCCAACUCGGGAACCGAAGCGAAUGAGGCUGCGAUUAAGUUCGCUCGCAAAGUCGGCCGCUCCCUUGACCCCUCGGGAGCCAAGCACGAGUUCGUCUCCUUCCAUAACUCGUUCCAUGGCCGCACGAUGGGCGCUCUCUCCGCCACACCCAAUCCCAAGUACCAGACUCCUUUCUCUCCCAUGGUGCCUGGAUUCAAGUACGGCAACUAUAAUGACGUUGCGCAACUUCAGGAGCUCAUUACGGACAAGACUUGCGGUGUCAUUGUAGAGCCCAUUCAGGGAGAAGGUGGUGUCAACGUUGCUACUCCGGAGUUCCUUGCUGCUUUGCGUAAACGCUGCGACGAGGUCGGAGCCGUUCUCAUCUUUGACGAGAUCCAGUGCGGUCUGUCCCGUACCGGCUCUUUCUGGGCUCACGCUCAUCCUUCACUAAAGCCCGCCUCCGGUGAAGCUGCCCAUCCCGACAUCCUCACUACUGCCAAGGCACUGGGUAACGGUAUGCCCAUUGGCGCUACUAUUGUCUCUGGAAAGACCGUUGCAGAGCACAUCAAGACUGGCGACCACGGUACAACUUUCGGAGGCAACCCGCUUGCCUCUCGUGUCGCUCACCACAUUGUUGAGCGUCUCUCCUCGCCAGAGCUACAGAAGUCUGUCGAGGCCAAGUCGGCUUUGUUUAUCUCCGGUUUUAAGGAUCUUCAAAAGAAGUAUCCCGAGGUCAUCUCUGAAAUCCGUGGUCGUGGAUUGAUCCUCGGUGUCCAGCUGUCUAAGCCCUAUGGUGCGAAGGCUUCUGACUUGAUCACAGCUGCCCGUGAACGGGGGAUGCUGAUUAUCACUGCUGGCGAUGGCUGCCUUCGUUUCGUUCCUCCUUUGAACAUCACAGAGGAGCAGAUCAAGACAUCUCUUAGGAUCCUGGAGCAGGCGCUCGAUGCUGUUGUCAGCAAGGCGUAG
This is a messenger RNA of Aspergillus clavatus NRRL 1, 1458 nucleotides long. Its product is annotated as acetylornithine transaminase. The record is from RefSeq and is a predicted model, not a curated record. Gene Ontology annotation, biological process: arginine metabolic process. Gene Ontology annotation, molecular function: pyridoxal phosphate binding; identical protein binding; transaminase activity. Lineage: Eukaryota; Fungi; Ascomycota; Eurotiomycetes; Eurotiales; Aspergillaceae. Bases 1 to 1458 code for a protein of 485 amino acids. Gene Ontology annotation, cellular component: mitochondrial matrix. The transcript is spliced from 3 exons.